Brassica napus (rape) is the source of this 3583-nucleotide messenger RNA. RefSeq names its product glycosyltransferase BC10-like. Gene Ontology annotation, molecular function: glycosyltransferase activity. Gene Ontology annotation, cellular component: membrane. NCBI's taxonomy places the organism in Eukaryota, Viridiplantae, Streptophyta, Magnoliopsida, Brassicales, Brassicaceae. The transcript is spliced from 2 exons. Bases 672 to 1826 code for a protein of 384 amino acids. The record is from RefSeq and is a predicted model, not a curated record.
GUUAUUUUUUGUUUUAGAUAAAAAUCCAUAUUAAAAUAUUCUAACAAGAUUUUAUUAAUUUUUAUAGAACACAAGAAAAUUUCAUUACCAUUUUUAAUAUUCUAACUAAUUAGUUUAAUCAUUUUAAUAUAUGGAAAUUUAAUUUGAGCUUAUUAAACAUUUUGUGGUUUUAAGGGAAUAUUUAUAUUUUAUUUAAUAAAUAUUAAUAUUAUAUAUAAAUGGUAAACAAUACUAAUAUAUUUUUCUUUUUGCACAGUUUUUUAAAGCUGAUAUUACAAUUAUAAAUCAUAUUAAAUAGAUGAUUUCACAACCGAUAAAUAAUGAGGAUUUUAUGUUUAAAUGCAUUAUUCCAACCGUCUUAUAAAAAUUUGACCAUGUUUAUUUGCACAAUGCUAAAAAAAAGUCUGCAAGGAUUCUCACCCAUAAUGUGUCUACUUGUUUAAUAAUCCGGAACUGGAAAAAGGGAGGUUACCCACUGUUCAGUAGCCUAUUUGACCUCAAUUGUUUUUGCAUUAACAUAUCGCCACGAGUCUUCUGCAUUCAUUAUUCGAUUACUUUUAGUUGCCCUCGUUUAACUCAUAAACUUUAUACUAAUGUUCAAAGGCUGCAGACUAUAGUGUUCAAAUUGAUACUUAAAGAUUGAUAUAGAGUCUCUCUAUAGCGUUCAAAGGAUGCGGUCUAUGGUUGUACAGUUGGAAGAAGGGAAAGAGAACGGAAUCUCGGUUAGGACAGAACAGUAUAAGUCAUUUAGACCGCAACUGCUUCUUGUCCUAGGUCUUUUUCUUGCUGGUGUUGUUACUAUCUUCAUCAUUAGUACAAACAAGUAUACUGGACUACAAAGUGUAGUAACCACAGUCACUUCUAGCUUUGUCCCACGCCGCGAGGAGGAGCCUGACGGUUUAAGUAAAUGGAUACAACCUCCUGGGGUUCUGAUGCAUAACAUGAGCGAUGAAGAGCUUCUUUGGCGAGCUUCUUUCUGGCCUCGGAGAAAAGGAUAUCCGUUUAAAAGGGUUCCAAAGAUUGCCUUUAUGUUCUUGACAAGAGGCCCCUUGCCUCUUGCUUCGCUUUGGGAGAGGUUUUUGAAAGGUCACAAGGGGCUUUACUCGGUUUACAUUCAUCCCCAUCCAUCUUAUACAGCCAAGUUUCCAGCUGAUUCUGUUUUCUACCAGAGGCAGAUACCAAGUCAGCUUGCACAAUGGGGGAGAAUGAACAUGUGCGAGGCAGAGAGGCGGCUUCUCGCCAACGCCCUGCUAGAUAUCUCUAACGAAUGGUUUGUUCUAGUCUCAGAGUCAUGCAUCCCCCUCUUCAACUUCACAACAAUCUACACCUACUUAAGCCAAUCAAAACACAGCUUCAUGGAUGCUUUCGAUGACAAUGGACCCUUCGGUCGAGGCCGCUACAACGAGAACAUGGAACCUGAAGUUCCCAUUGCCAAAUGGAGAAAAGGGUCACAAUGGUUUGAGGUAGACCGGGACCUGGCAGCUACCAUUGUCAAAGACACAUUAUAUUACCCGAAAUUCAGAGAGAUUUGUAGGCCUGCUUGCUUUUCAGACGAGCAUUAUUUGCCUACGAUGUUGACUAUUGAGAAACCAAUGGCGUUGGCUAACCGGAGCAUGACGUGGACCGACUGGUCUAGAGGUGGCUCUCAUCCGGCUACGUUCGGGGAAUCAGACAUUACAGAGAACUUCUUUCAAAAGAUAUUUGAUGGUGUGAAUUGCACUUACAAUGGUCGUAACACUUCUAUGUGUUAUCUCUUUGCGAGGAAGUUUGCUCCUAGUGCUUUGGAGCCGUUGCUUCACAUUGCUCCCAAGAUUAUGGGGUUUUAGAGAUUUUACGCCAAUAUCAUUUUAUUUUGUUUGUUUUUAAUACAAGUUUGGAGGUUAAGCAUGAUGCUAAAGUCAGAUAAGAAACUAAAAGUUUGGUCAUAAAACCGUAUAGACAAUAGGACAAAGGCUGAUAAGGCAGGCUCUUGUCUCCAACUCAUCACCUUAUGUCUUAUGAUUCUUAGAAGUUAGUAGUAAUUUGUUAACCGACCAAGGUUUUGUUUGGUUUGAAUGUGAAUACUUAAUACUUGGCAAAAGUGGCAUUGUGGCAAUGGGACAGAACACAGCCAGGUGUAGACGCACUUUUACACCUACCGAACUUCUCGAACCCAUCAAGAGCCUUGCCAUUUGCCAACACUUCAACCAUUUGUCUUUCUCUUAAUAAAAAAAUAAUCCAAUGGGCAAAAUUCAUUGUUUAAAAGAUUUCAGCAGGCUAAUGUUUAUUUUAUUGGAAUGCAGAAAGGAUACGAUAAUGCGGAAUUUAUUUAUCCGUUAUUGUUUACCACGUAUAACCUAUGGUUUAUUUAGAAUAGAGAGAAAUUCAAGAGAAUCCACCAACUUAUCGAAAGCUAAUGAAGAAAGUAGUUUUUGUCUUUCUUCAAAACGAUGUUCACCACACACAAAAAGGAAGGAUAAAUGUUCCAUCUAUACAACUAAUCUUUAGCAUUUUAUUCAAAAGGUAGACAAAUCAAAACGUAUACAUUUUAAAUGCGGUUUUACUUUGAACAAAAAUGGUAAUUGCGGAAGAUUCGUUAUUAACAUCCUAAUCACAAAAAUAGAAAAUCAACAUUGCUUGGAGAAAUUAAGGACCGCCUAUUCUUCUAGACAUAUCUUCUACGUAAUUAAAAUGCUCUUUAGCACUAAACCGUGUUACAAUGUGAUUCCCACUCUCUCCAAACAAAUACAAGUCUGCACAUCUCGCCCGUUUCUUUCACGGUACCGCGUGACUUUGAAAAAAAAAAUGGACAGCGCAUCAUUAUUUUCACGCGCCAAACCAUCACAUUUCUCACCGACCGUUGUGCCUUUUAUCAAGGUUGAAGAGUUAGAUGCACGCGCCUCGGUGAGCGUUCAAAACACGGCACAUAUGUUUAAAACGGCGCCGUAACAGAGAGACGAUGACCUGUCGAAAUCUCAGUAAAAGAAUAUGGACCGUUGAUUGUCAUGAUUCGCGGGACCCGCAGGUGGACCAGCUGUAAUUGCAAGGAUUUCUAAUGCUGGAAAGUCCGGUUACCUAAACCCAACUAAACCGGAUAUGCUCAACCUCUUUAUAAACGCCUCACCACAUUGCUAAUUUCACCAAAAAACCUUCAGAGCUUUAAAACAUUUCGAAUCAACAAAAACCCUAGCCUCCUCCUCUUUAGCUCUCUCUCUCUCUCUACAAAUCUCUGAAAUGGCGAUCUCAAAGGCCUCCGUUGUUGCUCUCGUCGCGGUGAUCGUCUCCGUCGUUGCUACCGUCGCUUCAGCUCAGUCUGAGUCUCCGGCGCCAAGCCCUACUUCUGGAUCUGGUGCCUUCUCGCCGUCCAUCGUCUCAGCUGGUGUUGCAGCCGUCGCUGCUCUUGUUUUCGGCUCUGCUCUUCGGAUCUAAGUCUUUGCGAUGGCGAUUCGUACAGAGAUAUUGUUUUUGAAAACUUUAUAGCAUUAUUGAUGAUAUUGGUGUGUAUUCAGGAGCUAUAGAUCUCUUUCUAUUGUGUCUUUGUUACCAUUUUGCGAUAUUGUUUUUGAUUAUGACAUGAUUCUAUUCUAUUUAUGGAUGUUUCUCA